Paraglomus occultum is the source of this 882-nucleotide messenger RNA. NCBI's taxonomy places the organism in Eukaryota, Fungi, Glomeromycota, Glomeromycetes, Paraglomerales, Paraglomeraceae. The record is from the annotation of a GenBank genome assembly.
AUGAGUGAUGUACCCCACAAAGUAGAUUGGUCAUUAAUAUUUAAUGAUAAAGAUGAGGUCUAUCACACCAUUCAUAAAAUCAUAGAAGCCACACACCAUAAACUUCAUCUUCGUCUUGGAUUUGAGAAGGGGGAGUUGCUAGGACCAGCAAAAAGACAACGUAAGGAGGCGGGUCCUCCAAGACCACAGAAUCCCUACACAAUCUUUGUUCUCGAAGUUAAUACAGACGAUCCUAGUAAUCUCGACAUCCUUUUCGACCUUAACGACGAAACCUUACAGCAAAUGUAUGAAAAUGCGAAAGCGUUUCUCGAGCUCGAAGGUGUCAUCUGCGAAGAGGAAUCCAAAACCUUUGUUGGAAUCAAAAUGGAAGAAACUCGCGACUACAAAACUGUCGAAGAGUCCAUGCCCUCCAUUGUAAGCCACGAAUCUGAGCCAUUCGAAGCUAACGUGGCAGUGGCCUCUACCAAGAAGCGCAAAAAGGAGAGACCCGGCAACAAUACGCGGGGCGACAACAAUGGGAAAAGGUCAAAGUUAAGCGGGGUAGACUACAACAAGUUGGCACGUGUAGUCUGGGACGAGCACUUUGGAUUAAAGAUGUUGUACGAGAUUAUCGCUUAUUAUGGAUUACUUCACCAUAAAGAAAAUAAUCCGGAUUAUAAAUUUACACCCAAAAGGAGAAGCAAAAAUUCUUCAGUCGACCAGAGAAACUCUCGAGAUGGAGAACCCGAUGGUAGCGAUAGUGAAGAGAACGCCAUCCAUCAAGAAUGUUCUUAUAUCGUGCCAGACGUACCAAUGGUACCAACGGACGUUCAAGGUCAUACUUGUAUCCGUGAUAUCUGUGGUCUAAAUGGGCAUGUUGAUCCAGCUGUGAGCUAUGAAUGA